This is a messenger RNA of Drosophila busckii, 866 nucleotides long. It is a transcript of the gene Sbds, whose product is annotated as ribosome maturation protein SBDS. The transcript is spliced from 2 exons. Gene Ontology annotation, biological process: cytosolic ribosome assembly; ribosome biogenesis. Bases 32 to 790 code for a protein of 252 amino acids. The record is from RefSeq and is a predicted model, not a curated record. Lineage: Eukaryota; Metazoa; Arthropoda; Insecta; Diptera; Drosophilidae.
AAUUUCAACACAAAACGUAAAUAAGUAAACAAUGUCUAAAAUAUUUACACCCACGAAUCAAAUAAGGCUUACAAAUGUAGCAAUUGUAAGACUCAAAAAGGCGGGCAAGCGUUUCGAGAUUGCCUGUUAUAAAAACAAGGUAUUAUCCUGGCGAAACAACAGCGAGAAGGAUAUUGAUGAGGUGCUACAAACACAUACGAUUUUCACCAAUGUGUCCAAGGGACAGGCAGCCAAGAAAGAUGAACUCCAGAAAGCAUUCGGUGCUAAAGACGAAACAGAGAUCUGCAAGGAAAUCCUUAGCAAAGGCGAACUGCAAGUUUCGGAGAAAGAGCGCCAAAGCGUACUGGACUCACAGCUAAAUAGCAUAGUGAACAGCGUAGCUGCACUCUGUGUAAAUCCAGAAACUCGUCGCCCAUACUCGGCAUCCAUAAUAGAAAAAUCUCUCAAGGAUGCACAUUUCAACGUAAAGAUGAACAAGAAUACAAAACAAAACACGUUGGAAGCAAUUAAAAUGCUGCGCGAACAUAUGCCCAUAGAACGUUCCCGCAUGAAACUGCGUGUAAGCUUUGCUGGCAAAGAAGGCGGUGGCAAGCUAAAGGAAUCGGUCAUCAAACUUGCAAACAGCGUUGAGCAUGAGGAAUGGGAUGAAGCAACGCUGCAUUUGACAUUGCUCAUAGAUCCCGGACAGUAUCGCGUCAUAGAUGAGCUGGUGCGCAAUGAAACCAAGGGAAAGGGUCUGCUGGAGCUGCUCGAACUCAAGGAAGUUGUAGAAAGCGAUGACAUUUUUUAGAUAUGGAUUAAAUCCAAUAUAGUAAAACUUUUCUUUACAUAUAUUAUAACUGAUUAAAUAAUUGAAUAAAAUUGUG